This is a messenger RNA of Cercospora beticola, 1392 nucleotides long. RefSeq lists its product as uncharacterized. Lineage: Eukaryota; Fungi; Ascomycota; Dothideomycetes; Mycosphaerellales; Mycosphaerellaceae. The record is from RefSeq and is a predicted model, not a curated record.
CUCGUUUCAGUCCAAAUCGCGACAGCACUUCAGCUUUUAUACAUGGUAUCUGGACCAGCGUAUAGUCGCAAACAACCUCCACACAAACAUGCCGCCUUCAUAACCAACUCCAUCCAACAAUUAAAAGUUCCUUCCUCCACAAACCACCACUGCAGCCGUGACAAUGGCCCCCAUAAGACGCUACCUCCGCAUAACCAAAUUCUCCGUCCUCGAAGUCCGAAUCUACCUGCGAAAAUCCUCUGACGCCUCCUGGCUCCUCUCCUCCCGCGACAACGUCCUCUCCCGCAUCAUAACCUCCAUCCGACCCAAAGUCCUACCCAAACUCCGCGAAGAGAACGAGAAUGCAAGACAGAAUAAAGGAAAAGGCAAGAAGAAACGAGGGAUUAAGGAUGUGGUGAGCGAGGAAGAUUUUGAGGUUGCGAUUUUUUUGAAGGAGACGAAGAGUAAGCAUAGUUUGUUGACGAAGAGGAAGGAGUUUGGGGAUCAGAGGGAGGGGAGGUUGAGGAGUAAUGGGAAGGGGUUGACGGGGUGGUUGGGUGGGGGUGCUGGUGGUGGGGAGAAGAGGGAGGAUGCGAUUGAUUUGGAGAGGGAGGGGGAAGGAGGGGGUUUGGCUGUGAGGAGGGAGGAGGAUGAAGAUGAUGUGGUGGUGUUGGAUGAUAUACCCGAAUUUGGGAAGGAGGGUGGUAGGAAUGGGAAGAAGAGAAAGAGCGUUGCGGGUGAUGAAGAAGAUGGAGAGGACGAAGACGCAGCGCUAUUCGUCUCGUCAAGUGACGAGGAAUUCUUUGCUACGCAGCGGGCGCAACCAAGAAAGAAGCGAAGACGGCGGGAGCAAGAGCAGACAGAAGAGGACGAAGAAGCUGACGAUGCGCCAGCAAUAGGCGAAGGCGAUGAUAAGAAGAAACUUGCACUGGACACGAAUUACGAUGGAUUCACAAUCUACGGACGAAUUCUCUGUCUAAUCGUCACAAGAAAAGGCAAAGAACAGCCCAGAGCCCAAGCGCUCGAACAAGCAGCGCCGGUCGGAGGAAGCCAAAUGAUGGAGAAAUUUAUCGCUACUCAAGUCGCGAGAGAAGAGGGCUUGAGUGAUGUAGAAGAUGAUUGAAAAAUUCCUCCUGGAAGCUUGCUUCUCAUUCCAAGCCAUACCACGAUGGCUCGAGGUAUUCGAACGGAAUGGCGUCGUCUUGUGCCGAAUUUUGGAGUUCAUCAUCAGUAUCCAGUGAAAUCCGAACACCUUGUCCCAGAUCUCCGGUGGAAUGACUCGUCCGAAGCGCUUUCUCGAAUGCUUCGAUCGAGCCUGUCUCAGCACCGUAGCCCCCUUCGACGGCAGACUUCCUCCCCAAAAAGCGGAGACCCCGAGUCUUCGCUCAACCCAACAUUCCUCCUUCAGCGGCC